This is a messenger RNA of Otolemur garnettii (small-eared galago), 498 nucleotides long. RefSeq names its product proteasome subunit beta 3 (gene PSMB3). The transcript has 4 exons. Lineage: Eukaryota; Metazoa; Chordata; Mammalia; Primates; Galagidae. Gene Ontology annotation, cellular component: proteasome core complex. The record is from RefSeq and is a predicted model, not a curated record. The coding region runs from base 96 to 425 and encodes 109 amino acids.
AUGGAGUGAAAGCAGCGAGAGUGGUUGCGCAGAGAAGGCUGAAACCGAUUUACAGGAGUUGCACUGGAGAGUGAGGGUCCUAGUACAUCGCAAAUAUGUCUAUUAUGUCCUAUAAUGGAGGGGCCGUCAUGGCCAUGAAGGGGAAGAACUGUGUGGCCAUCGCUGCAGACAGGCGCUUUGGUAUCCAAGCCCAGAUGGUGACCACGGACUUCCAGAAGAUCUUUCCCAUGGGUGACCGUUUGUACAUCGGUCUAGCCGGCCUCGCCACUGAUGUCCAGACAGAUCCAGAACACCUGUUUGAAACAAUCUCCCAAGCCAUGCUGAAUGCCGUGGACCGGGAUGCAGUGUCAGGCAUGGGAGUGAUUGUCCACAUCAUUGAGAAGGACAAAAUCACCACCAGGACACUGAAGGCCCGAAUGGACUAACCCUAUUCCCAGAGCCCACCUUUUUUGUUUUUUGUUUUUUUUUUGAAAUAAAAUAGGCUUUCUUUCAUUCCUG